This is a messenger RNA of Oppia nitens, 1032 nucleotides long. Its product is annotated as Krueppel-like factor 6. The coding region runs from base 1 to 1032 and encodes 343 amino acids. The transcript is spliced from 2 exons. Gene Ontology annotation, molecular function: DNA-binding transcription factor activity, RNA polymerase II-specific; RNA polymerase II cis-regulatory region sequence-specific DNA binding. The record is from RefSeq and is a predicted model, not a curated record. NCBI's taxonomy places the organism in Eukaryota, Metazoa, Arthropoda, Arachnida, Sarcoptiformes, Oppiidae. Gene Ontology annotation, cellular component: nucleus. Gene Ontology annotation, biological process: regulation of transcription by RNA polymerase II.
AUGUUUGACGGAAAAUAUAAGACAGAAAUAAAUCAUGAUUUAACUAAUGAUAAUAAAAUUGUCGACAAUUUGUCGACUAUUGUUGAGACACCAAUACCAUCGAUGCCAACCAUUAUCAUCGAUGGUAACCAAAACAACGAUAUCUAUAGCCAUCAACAACAACAACAACAACAUCACCAAAACUAUGACCAAAAGCCAUACAUAUUAUUGGUAGACAAUGAGGAGUUGUCACCAAUACCUACCAAUACUACUACCACUAGUACUGUCCAAACAUCAUCACCAUCAUUGUGUCAACCGAUUGAUGACCAAACAUUUACCGAUGAUGGACACUCCCACCACCCCCACCACCAUCAUCACCAACACCACCAUCACCAUCACCACGAUAACCACACUGCCAAUCAUUACACUGCUGGCGACACAUACAUAGACGCCAACAACAACAACAACAUACCGAUGACGACAACCACUAGCGACUGGUACACUACCGACGGCUGCGAUGACACCGAUGAUGACAUGUAUUAUAUGAAAACGUUGGACGCGUUUGCGGCCGUCACCUCUGGCGGUGGUGUCAGCGGCGGCAUCGGCUGCUUGACAGCCAUGGAUCAGAUUAUUGCCCAAUCAAUUAACAGAGAGGACGGCAACGGCGGUGGUGGUGGCAGUGGUAGCAGUGAUAUGAUGGUCGACAGUGGUUUCGAGGACGGGGACGGGGAGGUAGACGGUAGGGCCAGUAGUCCCCUAUCUGUGUUCAACACAUACGAUGAUAACGACGAAGACGAUAGUUGUAAGUGCCGUAUAGAUAAAUCAUGUAACUCACCCAUGCAUCGAUUCAAGUGUGACUGGCCCGGGUGUGAUGUAUCCCUAGUAGCCUAUCAUAAACUGGUUGAACAUAAACGCAAACAUACCGGCGAAAAACCAUUUAAAUGCAAAUACAGGGCCUGUAUGUACGCUACGGCCCGUUUGUAUUCAAUGAUUAUACACGAACGUACACAUAAAUUGGUGGUACCGGCACCUGCACCGGUAGAUACAAUAUAA